Melanaphis sacchari is the source of this 210-nucleotide messenger RNA. RefSeq lists its product as uncharacterized. Gene Ontology annotation, cellular component: membrane. Gene Ontology annotation, biological process: sensory perception of smell. The transcript is spliced from 3 exons. Gene Ontology annotation, molecular function: odorant binding; olfactory receptor activity. Bases 1 to 210 code for a protein of 69 amino acids. The record is from RefSeq and is a predicted model, not a curated record. NCBI's taxonomy places the organism in Eukaryota, Metazoa, Arthropoda, Insecta, Hemiptera, Aphididae.
AUGGUGUGUUAUUUAUUUGGAAGUUUAUAUGAUCAAAAAGAUUCCAUCAUAUUCUCAUUGUACAGCAGUAAUUGGACAGAAAUGGACAUGAAAUGCAAAAAACUAAUAUUAUUAACAAUGAGGUUGAAUAAUGCAAACUUUAAAAAGUUAAAAUUUACAACUACAAAAAUUAUAAAUUUGGAAUUUUUUUUUAAAACAAUGGGCAAUUGA